UAUGUCGGAUCAUUGGUCUAUUAUCAAGUGACGUAAACAAAUCGCGUAGUAUACGAAGCGAAACAAAUAUGAAUUUAUUGUAUCGAAUAUCUCCAAAACAUAUAAUUUCUACAUGUUAUAAAAUACAAACGAAUAAUUAUGCUGCACCAGGUUCAAAGGCAUCAACUGGGAAAGGUGUAACUGGAAAGAAAGGUGUAAUUUCACAUAAGAUACAAUUUCCAGUCGAAAAGGACACUAAUAAGUUAAUAACUUAUGUCUGCGGAUCUAAUUAUUUUAAAGAAGGAGAGGAUAUUAAAUUGAAACCUGACUCCGAAUAUCCUGAUUGGCUUUGGACUCUUCCACUAACACCUAAGAGCUUAGAUGAAAUGGAUCCAAAUACAAAACAAUAUUGGCGAAAAUUAAGGAAGCUUGGAAUUAAAAAUAAAAAUCUACAGAAAAAAUUCAAAUAAUUCCAAUAUAUGAAGUGUCCUUAUUAUGUAUUAUAUAUAUAUAUAUAUAAUUUAAUGGGAUUUUCAUAAAAGGAAAUAUGUAAUAUAUUUAAUUAUGUAAAUAGUGAGCUUUUAUCAAGAACCAAUAAAAUAAGAUAAAAAAUUUUUAAUCGA
Messenger RNA from Vespa velutina, 602 nucleotides. It is a transcript of the gene mRpL54, whose product is annotated as 39S ribosomal protein L54, mitochondrial. Gene Ontology annotation, cellular component: mitochondrial large ribosomal subunit. Lineage: Eukaryota; Metazoa; Arthropoda; Insecta; Hymenoptera; Vespidae. Gene Ontology annotation, molecular function: structural constituent of ribosome. The transcript is spliced from 2 exons. Bases 69 to 449 code for a protein of 126 amino acids. The record is from RefSeq and is a predicted model, not a curated record.